CCGGCCCCUCGGAGGGAGCCAGCCCAGCCGCAGCCGCCGCCACCGCCGCCGCCGGGGCCGGGCCCCCUCGCCGCUGCCCCGGGAAGGAGGUCUCGGCGCGGAAGAUGGCCGGCGGCGUGGACGGCCCCAUCGGGAUCCCGUUCCCCGACCACAGCAGCGACAUCCUGAGCGGGCUGAACGAGCAGCGGACGCAGGGCCUGCUGUGCGACGUGGUGAUCCUGGUGGAGGGCCGCGAGUUCCCCACGCACCGCUCGGUGCUGGCCGCCUGCAGCCAGUACUUCAAGAAGCUGUUCACGUCGGGGGCCGUGGUGGACCAGCAGAACGUGUACGAGAUCGACUUCGUCAGCGCCGAGGCGCUCACCGCCCUGGUGGACUUUGCCUACACGGCCACGCUCACCGUCAGCACCGCCAACGUGGGCGACAUCCUCAGCGCCGCCCGCCUGCUGGAGAUCCCCGCUGUCAGCCACGUCUGCGCCGACCUGCUGGACCGGCAGAUCCUGGCCGCCGAGCCGGGCGCCGCCGCCGGCCAGCUGGACCUGGUCGAGCAGAUCGACCAGCGCAACCUCCUGCGCGCCAAGGAGUACCUCGAGUUCUUCCAGAGCAACCCCAUCAACAGCCUGCCCCCCGCGGCCGCGGCCGCGGCGGCCGCCUUCCCCUGGUCGGCCUUCGGCGCCUCCGACGAUGACCUGGACCCCACCAAGGAGGCCGUGGCGGCCGCCGUGGCUGCCGUGACCGCCGGCGACUGCAACGGCUUGGACUUCUACGGGCCGGGCCCCCCGGGGGAGCGGCCCCCCGCAGGUGAGGGCGACGAGGGUGACAGCAACCCGGGCCUGUGGCCGGAGCGGGACGAGGACACGGCGGCCAGCGCCGCCGCUGGGGGCCUGUUCCCCGCGCCGGCCGCCACCCAGAACGGCCACUACGGCCGGGCCGGGGAGGAGGAGGCGGCCUCGCUGUCGGAGGCGGCCCCGGAGCCGGGCGACUCCCCGGGCUUCCACUCGGGCGCCGCCGAGGGCGAGGACGGGGACGGGCCGGACGUGGACGGGCUGGCGGCCAGCACGCUGCUGCAGCAGGUGAUGUCGUCGGUGGGCCGGGCGGGGGCGGCGGCGGCGGGGGCCGCGGACAGCGACGAGGAGUCGAGGGCGGAGGACAAGGGCGUCAUGGACUACUACCUGAAGUACUUCAGCGGCGCCCACGACGGUGACGUCUACCCGGCCUGGUCGCAGAAGGUGGAGAAGAAGAUCCGGGCCAAGGCCUUCCAGAAGUGCCCCAUCUGCGAGAAGGUCAUCCAGGGCGCCGGCAAACUGCCGCGGCACAUCCGGACCCACACGGGCGAGAAGCCCUACGAGUGCAACAUUUGCAAGGUCCGCUUCACCAGGCAGGACAAGCUCAAGGUGCACAUGCGGAAGCACACAGGCGAGAAGCCCUACCUGUGCCAGCAGUGCGGCGCGGCCUUCGCCCACAACUACGACCUGAAGAACCACAUGCGCGUGCACACGGGCCUGCGCCCCUACCAGUGCGACAGCUGCUGCAAGACCUUCGUGCGCUCCGACCACCUGCACAGACACCUCAAGAAGGACGGCUGCAACGGGGUGCCCUCACGCCGCGGCCGCAAGCCCCGUGUGCGGGGCGGGGGGCUGGGAGCGGGCGGCGGGCCUGACCCGGCCACCACGGGGGGCCCCGCGCCGCCCGGCACCCCCGCGCCGCCCGGCUCCCCCGACGCCAGGCGCAACGGCCAGGAGAAGCACUUUAAGGACGAGGAGGAGGACGAGGACGAGGUGGGCCCCGAUGGCUUGGGCCAGUUGAAUGUAGCAGGUCCCGGCGGCGGUGGAGGCGGCAGCGGUGGGGGAGCCGCUGACGGUAACUUCACGGCCGGACUCGCCUAAAAACCAAAAACAAAAAAAGAGAAACCAGAAACCCGAGAGAGAGAAAAAAAAAAUCACCAACCACCCCCCGAAAAACACAAAAAAAGAAAAUCUAUAUACAGAUAUCUAUAUCUAUAUAUAUAUAUACAGAUAUAUAUAUAUGAAGCCUCACAGAUUUUAGGAUAGUGCUUUUCUUAGAUUUUUCUCCUUCCUGAUGUUUUCUCCUUAAACAGGGACCCUCUCGCUCCUGGUCCCCUCCUGCCACCCUGUUGCUGGGUUUCGGGGCCUGGUUUGGGGGUGUUAUGGGACGUGACACAAGGGUUUCCAGCCCCGCAGGCACCCGGCCUGGGGCCUGGGUCCCCAUCUGUGGCCUGCCCCAUCCCGGGCCCUGGGCUGGGGUGAGGGUGGGCCCCAUGGGGGGCCUGAGAUUGGGGUGAGCUCUUCUUUUCCUCCGCUCGCUGGUUUCUAUGAGUCUUUUAGACAAGACCUUAAAAAUGCUUUCUGUCCGCUGUGAGUGGACGUUAAAAUGGCCCCUGUCCCCGACCCCCCACCCUCCUUCCUCAGGGCACUUAUUAAGGGGGGGGUCUCCCCCCGCGAUCUCCCGAACGGCCUCCCCACUUCCCCAUCCUGCCUCUGGCUCCCCAUUCCCCAGAUCUCCCAACCACCGAGACACAAAUCUAUUUAUUUCCCAGCUUGGAAAAAAGGGGAUAAGACUGGGGUGGGGGGGGCCGCCAGGAUGGCUCCCCCAGGGAUCCUGCCGCCUCCAUUCACGGCACUUACAACCCGGCAGGACCCCUGGAGACCAGCCCCCCCGGGGCGGCACCUCCAACCCAGUUCACCUGGGUCCCCCCUCAACGAGACGUUUGAAAAUUCAACACUUAGGUCUUCUCCCUAUCCCGUAGCCCUCUCCCGAUUUUUAAAAGCACUUUUUAGAUUUUUUUCUUUUCCUCCUUAAAAAUGAAAUUUAUAUAUAGAUAUAUAUAUAUAAUAUACUUUUCCUCAGAGGAGCAGACAGCAGGGUGGGGUGAGUGUAGCUGAGCGGAGGGAACCUACCUAGGGUCUCGGAUAUGGCAGGAAUGGGCCACGGGAGAGGACGGGAGAAGAGUCUAGAAGUUCCAAUGCCACAAAAGCAAUAAAAAACAAGAUUUUAUAAAAUGAAAGGAAAAAAAAACAAAAAAAAAAGACAACCAACCACAUUUGAAGUCUUGGCACUUUGUCACAGAACGGGUACUACUACACUUUAUCUUAAUUCUUAAUUUAAAAACAUGUUUACAAGUUGCAACCAACUUAUAUGAAAAGUUGAAAAGACAAAAAAAAAAAAGAGUGAGAGAGAGAGCGAGCAAAAGAAAUUCCUAAAAGUCGAUUUAUUUUUGUACAAAAUAAUAAAAAAAAAACCCACCACAAACGUAGAAUCCACUUCUGUUCCCCAAGGCAAGGGGCGGGGGUCAGGUAGGCUUUGGGAAGGGCCCGGAAAAAUCUUCUGAGGUAUUUGUAUUUCACCGUGGAAGCUUGCAUUUAAGGCAGGACUGUGGGGUUUUUGUGUUUGUUCUGUGUUCUCCCCGCUCUCCCAUUCUGUUCCCGCCCCCCCCUUUCUUUUUUUUUUUGUUCCCUCCUGACGUGGAGCGGUCUCAUCCCGUUAGCCAUACCAGUGGCCAUCUAUGUCGAUAGGGAUCCUCCUUACUUAAUUCCCUAGCUCAGGGAUGGGCCCGAGAGAGGGCUGGCCUUCCAACCAGCCAGAGCAAUCCAAUCCGCACCCACCCUUCGCCCUCUAUCCUCCCUGCUCCUCCUUCCUCUUGCCCACUAUUGGGCUUUCUUCCAACAUGGCUGCCCUUUCAUGUGGCCACCAAGGAGCUGCCAUCUUGGAUGCGCCAUUCCCAUCGAGGUGGGCCACAGAGGGAGCCCCAUCUCCAGGGCCUUACACCCCCCCCACUCCAGCACCCCUCUUUUUACUCAAAGGCACUGACUGUACUCUGGGGGCUGGUACCUGCCUCCCCCCAACCUCUGGCUCCCAAAAGGCCCGGCAUUGACCGAGCCUCAGGCCACGGACAGGGGCCAGGGUUGGGGAGGUGAUGUUUCCAGAAGCCAGGGCGCCCUCACCCCGUCUCCCUCUUGCAUAUGCAAAUCCUAACUUGGGACCCUGUAAAUAGACACUCUGCUAAACUGAGACAUUCUUGUCAAAACCCAAAGGGGGGUGUCUCUGCUCCCCGCCUCAGCCGCCGGCCCGUCUCCCUGUACCCAGUGCGUUGUCUCCGUCUAUUUUUUUUUUUUUUCUUUUUUUAAAGGGAAGCUUUUUAAGAAGGCAAUUUUCAUCACCGUUUCUACAGAAUAGUUUUCUUUCCAUCUCCUGAGCCCAUCAGCCGCCCCCCGCCCCAAAUGUCUCAGGAUCCCCCCUCUGGGUCCAGGGGAGGGGGCAGGCCCAGGGCCGGGUGGUGGAGGGCUGCUGUGUUCACACCUGAAAGUCUUGGGGCGAGCUAUUUUGGAGAACCAUCUCUGGAGGCUGAACAGGGAGCCCAGUGCUCGGGCCGGAGGCUGGGCCGAGACCCCCUCGCCGCCUCCCCCCAACUCCCAGAGAGGUUCCCUGAGGGGAGAGCCCUCUUCCCCCCUCCCACGCACCCCUUCGCAAUAAAACCAGUUGAAAAUCACAGAUGUCGUCCUGGCCAGUGGGGGCGACCGGACUUGGGGGAUGGAGCCCUCUGGGACUGUGGUAGAAACCAGGGCCACAACCUCCCAGGCAACACUUUAACACAAACCUCCUCGGGAAUUGCACUAAACCCUUGCCCCCAGCUCCGCGCUCGCUUCCGCCAGUCCCAACCCCACUCUGCCUUAACCUCUCUCCUGCGGGCUGUCCGAGAGGCUGCAGCCUCUGCAUGGGCCCAGAGCCGGGACCCCCUGCCCUCCCGCCUCACCCCCCGCCCCAACUCCGCGCAAUCACAUACUGUAUAUAGAUGUGGAUCGAUUUUAUUUUUAUUCUUUAAAUUAAGGUCGUGAUAAAGUGUUGCCAAAGAUACUGCUGAAUUCUCGCGUUUCAGGAAACAAACAAACAAAAAAAAAAAAAACGGAGGAGGGACGGGCUGACUCGUCAGAAAGGACAAAGCAGAAGGUUUUUUGUUUGGUUGUUUUUUUUUUUUAUGUUUUCUUUUUUUUUGGGGUGUUUUUUUUUUCUUUUUAACUGCCUGGUACAAAAAAAAAAAAAGAAAGAAAAAAACAAGCAAAAUUGUUAUUUCCAUCAUCGUGAUGAACUUGCGUGGAUGUGUGUGUGUGCGCGCGUGUGAACAUGAGGGUGAGCCAGGCCCCCUGGCUUAAGGCAGGGGCUCCGGGGGGUGUCUCUGGGGCAGGCAGAUAGAGAGGGGCCGGAGCCCUCGUCUGCAGUGGUGGUCAGCCUGAGGGGCCCAGGAGAAAGAGCAACAUUCUUGCUUUAGAUGCUGCUGGCCCUUGCCUAGCCACCCCCCUCCCCCCACCUUUUGAGAGUAAGGGAUAAAAAAAAAAAGCAAAAAAAAAAAAAAAAUUGUUACAACUAGUGAAUGUAAAAUGCUGGACCAGGCCUGGCCUGGCCCGGGUGUGGCCCUGUGCCCAGCUGGGUGAUACCAAAGUCAGCCCCCUCGGGCGACUGCCUGGAGAACCCCACGUGGCUGUCUAGUCUUGUAACCUUUUGGCUUCCACCCCACAGGGGUCUCCGGCAGGAGAAGAGGGUCCCCCAGCCCCUUCCUCCUGGGGGACUGAUUCCUCGCACUACUCAGACCCUUGGGCUGGAGCAGGUGCAGCUACUAGCACAUGGAGGAAACUGAGGCAGGAGCUGGGGUCCCGUCCCCUCCCCCCCAGGACUGAGAUAGUCCAGGCAGCCGGAUUUGUAGGAGGUGAGAUGGAGAGACUGAAAAGACACAAAAAAAAAAAAAAAAAAGGGAGAAAAAAAAAAACAAAAAAAGCGCGCAAAAAUCCUAUUUUUUGAGAAAGAAAGAUAUUUAUAUUUGCAGUUUUAUUUUAAAAAGUUAUUUAAGCUGAAGAAGCAGCCUUCCUGGAGUGGGGUAGAGGGGUGGCUGGCACAGGACGGGUCAGGGUCUGGGGGCUUGGGCACCCCAAGAGCCACAACCUCAGAGUGAAGACUAGCUCGCACUAAAUACAUAGAUUUACAUGGGGGGGGUGGGGGGCAGGACCAGGAGAUGGAGGGGGCUGGGGGGACCCCAUCUGCCUGUGGAUGGGGGGGUCCCAAUGCCCAGAUCCCCUGCCCCAGGCCUGGACUCGAGGUGCCUUCGACUUUGGGGGCUAGGCCUGGCAAAUGGGGGGCUGGGACAGCGCCCGCAGGGGGCACAGCACAGAGCAGACAUUCCAUAGAUUGUACUUGAGAGUCUUUAUAACGUGUGGGAGAUGACAAAAAUAAAUGAUAAAAAUGCACUUUGUGGGGGUGGGGGGAAGCUUUAAAGUAAUAAAAACAAAAAAAACAAAAAAGAGACAAAAGUUGAUGAAAAACCAGAAAAAAAAAAACCAUUUUUCUUGUACAUAAAAAC
Loxodonta africana (African savanna elephant) is the source of this 6364-nucleotide messenger RNA. RefSeq names its product zinc finger and BTB domain containing 7A (gene ZBTB7A). Gene Ontology annotation, molecular function: protein binding; DNA-binding transcription factor activity, RNA polymerase II-specific; RNA polymerase II cis-regulatory region sequence-specific DNA binding. The transcript has 3 exons. Gene Ontology annotation, biological process: regulation of transcription by RNA polymerase II. The record is from RefSeq and is a predicted model, not a curated record. The coding region runs from base 105 to 1883 and encodes 592 amino acids. NCBI's taxonomy places the organism in Eukaryota, Metazoa, Chordata, Mammalia, Proboscidea, Elephantidae.